Cantharellus anzutake is the source of this 973-nucleotide messenger RNA. RefSeq lists its product as uncharacterized. Bases 11 to 814 code for a protein of 267 amino acids. The record is from RefSeq and is a predicted model, not a curated record. Gene Ontology annotation, molecular function: protein binding. Lineage: Eukaryota; Fungi; Basidiomycota; Agaricomycetes; Cantharellales; Hydnaceae. The transcript is spliced from 2 exons.
GGCAGUUUUAAUGCUGGCCAUGUUGCCCAUCGAGCUGCUGUACGAAAUUCACCUGUUUGCAUUGAAUGCACAAUUACCCCUAGUUUCAAAGUCCAUGCACCAUACACUUCGUUCCGCGCCGGAAUCCUUACGCGCCAGGUGGCUGAUGAUGCUGCACCCACUUACGAAUGAGGGUGGUCAACCGAACGUCCAACUUGCUCAUAUAGUCGAGGCGAGUCUGCUGCACCCCGUCUGCACUCCAGGAGUGCUGCGUGCUAUCCAUCGAAUUCAUGGUCUAGUUCCCUUCUCCAAAAAGCUUCCAGUCAUUUGGAUAAAACUGCCCCGAAGGCUAUUCAGAUAUCGCCCUAACGCAUCACCCUCUACUUCCAUUCAUAAUAAUAAUGAGGAUGCCAUUACAAACGUACUUGAUGAACUCGCCCGACAUCAUAACAUUUACAAACCAAACAUUAACUCGCAUAAAGGUUACCCCCUUAUAAUGGCCUGCCAUCGACGCUCAAUCCCAUUGGUAACACUCCUUCUGUCUUAUGGUGCGGACCCUGGGUCGCAGGGGUCGCUCGCUGUUAAAAUCGCCAUCCGACAACGCAACUUGGAACUUGUCAAACUUCUUGUUGAACGAAGAGCGCCCUCAGUCAUUGAAGCUCGAGAGUCGCAACCAUGCUGCACGAGGACGGAAAAGCCGAGAUUACAAGACCGUGUCCGUAUAACGCCAGAAUUGGUGACAGAGGCAAUACGCGCCUGCGCUACCGAUAUUGCUGAAUACUUCGCCAUGAAAGGCACUGCCCCAUCGUUUAAUGCUUUGGAAUACCUUCUAUGACCAGUGCAAUUUAUAAUGUUCGAAAUAUCCAUCACAGUUUGAUUAGUGCACGUGGAAAGGUGUUGACACCGGCAGCCUCUAUGGUCUAGAGGUCGUCAAUUUCGACGUCCCCACGAUCUUCACCGAAAUCAGAGUAUUCGAUGUCUUCCAUUGCCAAAC